Messenger RNA from Letharia columbiana, 258 nucleotides. RefSeq lists its product as uncharacterized. The record is from RefSeq and is a predicted model, not a curated record. Bases 1 to 258 code for a protein of 85 amino acids. The transcript has a single exon. NCBI's taxonomy places the organism in Eukaryota, Fungi, Ascomycota, Lecanoromycetes, Lecanorales, Parmeliaceae.
AUGUUUUCCGCCUUCCCAGCAGCCUUGAUUGAUCCGCAGCAGACUGUAGGACCAUCUAGCGCCGUCGAAGACCAGCUGCGUAAGCAGAUCGCUGGACUCGAGGAUGAGGUCCGCCAGCCCAAGCUCAAUCAAGACCCACAUUUUGAAGCUGUGAAGUACUACGCGUUGCUUCAGGAAGAGCUAGAUCAACUCCGCGAGAGAAGGACCUCAACCUUCAUGUCGGGCUCCAAGUGGCACAAGAGUGUCGUCGGCUUCUGA